Molecule: messenger RNA, 1587 nt
Organism: Rhodotorula graminis WP1
Lineage: Eukaryota; Fungi; Basidiomycota; Microbotryomycetes; Sporidiobolales; Sporidiobolaceae
Exons: 13
Coding region: 1-1587 (528 amino acids)
Molecular function (GO): RNA helicase activity; ATP binding; RNA binding
Source: RefSeq, a predicted model, not a curated record
AUGGCUGACUCUGCUGCCCCGGCUGCCAAGCCCGAAGCCCCCGCCGCUGAGGCGCCCGCCCAGACUGGCGGCCUCGAGAACCCGGAGGAGGCCCUCAUCGAGUCCAACUGGGACCAGGUUGUCGACAACUUCGACGACAUGAACCUCCGCCCCGAGCUCCUCCGCGGCAUCUACGCCUACGGUUUCGAGCGUCCCUCGGCCAUCCAGCAGCGCGCCAUCAUGCCCGUCGUUGCCGGCCACGACGUCAUCGCCCAGGCCCAGUCGGGUACUGGCAAGACCGCCACCUUCUCGGUCUCGAUCCUCCAGUCGAUCGACGUCUCGCUCAAGCAGCCCCAGGCCCUCGUCCUCGCGCCGACCCGUGAGCUCGCGCAGCAGAUCCAGAAGGUCGUCGUCGCCCUCGGCGACUACAUGAACAUCGAGUGCUUCGCCGCGGUCGGCGGCACGUCGGUCCGCGAGGCCAUGGCCAAGCUGCAGGAGGGCGUCCACGUCAUUGUCGGCACCCCGGGCCGCGUGUUCGACAUGAUCCAGCGCCGCGCUCUCAAGACCGACCACAUCAAGAUCUUCUGCCUCGACGAGGCCGACGAGAUGUUGUCGCGCGGGUUCAAAGACCAGAUCUACGACGUGUUCCAGUUGCUCCCGCCGACGACCCAGGUCGUCCUCCUGUCGGCCACCAUGCCCGCCGACGUCCUCGAGGUCACGACCAAGUUCAUGCGCGACCCGAUCCGCAUCCUCGUCAAGCGCGACGAGCUCACCCUCGAGGGCAUCAAGCAGUUCUACAUUGCCGUCGAGAAGGAGGACUGGAAGCUCGAGACGCUUUCGGACCUGUACGAGACCGUCACCAUCACCCAGGCCGUCAUCUUCUGCAACACCCGCAGGAAGGUCGACUGGCUCACCGAGAAGCUCCAGGCGCGCGAGUUCACCGUCUCGGCGAUGCACGGCGACAUGGAGCAGGGCCAGCGCGAGGUCAUCAUGAAGGAGUUCCGCUCGGGCUCGUCGCGCGUCCUCAUCACGACCGACCUCCUCGCCCGUGGUAUCGACGUCCAGCAGGUCUCGCUCGUCAUCAACUACGACCUCCCGUCGUCGCGCGAGAACUACAUCCACCGCAUCGGUCGCGGCGGUCGCUUCGGUCGCAAGGGCGUCGCCAUCAACUUUGUCACCACCGAGGACGUCCCCGCCCUCCGCGACAUCGAGCGGUUCUACAACACCCAAAUCGACGAGAUGCCCAUGAACGUCGCCGACCUCCUCACCAACUCAACCAUGUUCCUGUGCCUCCCGAUCGUCUUUGGCGUCAACACCAAGCUCAAGCAGGAGGGCGACGAGGUCCGCCCGUGCCAGAACUGCCACAACCGCUCGUGCGUCAAGGUCAAGCGCUCCAAGCGCUUCGAGCUCUUCUGGGUCCCGCUGAUCCCGCUCGGGAGCAAGCACGUCUGGAUGUGCCACAUCUGCAAGGUCUCCUACGCCGCGGACCCGGCCGAGAAGGACGCGCCCGCCUCGGCGCAGCACGCCGCCGCCGCGCCGCACGGUGGCCAGCCUGCUCCGGGACGAGGGUACGACGUCGGCUACCAGGGCCAGGGCGCCAAGGUUUGA